Molecule: messenger RNA, 1446 nt
Organism: Batrachochytrium dendrobatidis JAM81
Lineage: Eukaryota; Fungi; Chytridiomycota; Chytridiomycetes; Rhizophydiales
Exons: 3
Coding region: 1-1446 (481 amino acids)
Source: RefSeq, a predicted model, not a curated record
AUGACAAAACUUUGGGUCAAAUUCAAGCCAAACAACGCUACAAGGGUAUCUACUGAAGACUGCGAGAUUGUGGACGACCUUCUUAAAGCCUGCAAGAAGGAGCUCUCCAGCAAGCUUUGCGACUACGACGUUGACCAACUCUCCCUUUCCACUACUGAUGGUGGUACUCCUUUACAACCAGACGACCCUAUUCCUGCUCAGAAUACAGCAAAGACUCCUUUAUUCAUCACUGUUGCAGUUGUAGAACAGGCUCAAAAGGAAAUGGUAUCAAUGUCCUAUGGAAAAGCUACAAUGCCAUUUAUUAGCGAAGCGACUGGAGUUGAAGACGAAAAUCAAGUUUGGGAAAAUAUUCCAGUUGACACCACAGUUGAAGCUUCUCCAGAGUUUGUUGAAUUGUUCAAGAAGAAUUGCUCCGUCUUUGAAUUUGGCGCCGAAGCAAGCAGAAGAACUUUGAUUGAUCUUUUUCUUCGGGAAGUAGUUGCCCAAUUUCCAGAUUUUAUUAUCAUUUGCGAGUAUCAUAUGACUUUGGUGAAUAAAGUCAAGAAAAGACGCUUAAAUGGGAACUGUGACUACACCAUCUGCCACCGUGGCCUUAGAAAGCUUCCUCAUUUGGUCGCAAUUGGAGCUAAAGUGACAAACAAUGAGACUCUGUUGCAAUGCAUUGGGGAAUGUGCUUCCAUUCAUUAUCGCAGAAAGAAAGCUGAAAUGAGGAAUCUUCAAGUCUAUGGCAUUCAUUCAACUGGCUCGAUCUGGAAGUUUGUUUUCAUUGAUGAAAAUGGAUCAUUGUUUGUUUCAAAAGAGUAUCAAUUGAAUCCUGAAAAUUAUGUCAAGGAAGGAUUUGACCUAAUCUACCGUCUUGUCUACUAUGUGGUGAAGCAAUCUCAUAUCAACAGCCCUCGUACGACACCUGCUGGCUUUACAACCUGGAUUAGAAGAGUUGCUGCUCUAAAUGAUUCAGAUUUGGAAGAAGAGCUCAAAUUGGUCAACAAGAAUUCACUCAAUGCAUUCGCAAGAGCAAUUGGUCGUAUCCGUCGUCCCGAACUAGAUUCUCAUACAUACAGAAAUGGAACGUAUGAAGCACAUCCCCAUGCAGAUACAAUCAAUUUAUUGGUUUCUAUUGGAGAGUCUACACUAUCUGCCAUCAAUUCGGAAACACCAGUCAGUUCUCAUAUAGAUGACAAUACUAGAAUCAAGUCUGAAUUACCUGACAAAAAUCGCACUCAUGGUCCAUUACCAAAAUAUUUGCAAACUAGACAAUUCAUUGGACAAGACCUGGUUGCCUUGAAAGGAUGCUUUCCAAAUCAAAAAGAAUUCAAUGACUACACUCUAAAAGCAUUUAAAUGGAACUAUACGAUGUGUCGUUUAUACAUUGGAAGUAGUAAGGGUAGAGCACCGAAUGAUACCGCUUUUCAUUUACUGCGACAUUUUACGCUUUCUUCAUAUUAA